Messenger RNA from Athene cunicularia (burrowing owl), 2264 nucleotides. RefSeq names its product chromosome 3 C1orf131 homolog (gene FSAF1). Lineage: Eukaryota; Metazoa; Chordata; Aves; Strigiformes; Strigidae. The transcript has 7 exons. The record is from RefSeq and is a predicted model, not a curated record. The coding region runs from base 1 to 504 and encodes 167 amino acids.
AUGCGUCUUGGAGGAUCAGUGUUGGACUGCAGUUGUCUGCUUGCAUCAGCACAAUUGGGAGCGGGCAAAGCAUCCACUCAGACCAAAAUAGUGGAUGAAGAUAAAUAUGCAAAGGAACAAGAAUUUAACUUUGAAAAAGCUCGUCUGGAAGUGCACAAGUUUGGAAUCACUGGCUACAAGAAGCAGGAACAACGCAUAUGGGAACAGGAGCGUGCUAUCAUGCUGGGAGCCAAGCCCCCCAAAAAGGAACAUGUGAACUACAAGACUUACCAAGAGAAAAUGAAAGAGAAAAAAGCAGCAAAGGAGGAUGAUAAGGGAAAGGAACAUAAAGGUGAUUCUCUCAAAAAGAAGAAGAAGAAAGAACAGAAGGAGAGGAAGGCCAAAAGGAAGAAAUCAGUGCCUAGCAUUUGGCCUGCAGGACAAGUUGGAAAAUUCAGAGAUGGGACCUUGAUUCUGCAAAGCUAUGACAUAAAGAAAAUUAAAUCAUCUAAAGUUAUCAAAUGAACUUACGAUAGAGUGAAAUGGACAAUAUGCGUAAGAUAGAAUUCAUGUUGCUACCAACACAGACUUACAGAGCCUCUCACCUUCCCGACAUAUCCUCAUUUUUUUACUUUAUUUUUUGUUGCAGGAUUUCUAUGUUCCAUUCUGCCUUGGGAAAAAUAUGAGAAUUUACCAUUUUAUAAAUAAAAAUAAGACUCUUUAUUAAGAAUGUUACACAGGCUAUUUUUAUUAGUCAAUGCAUGCUAAAGAAAGCAUUUAACUUUCUGGAAUCAGUUUAUUUGCUAUAAGUAAAAUAUUCAUUUAAUCAUUCAUUCAUUUAAUCCAUAAUUAAUGAAUUAAAAUAUACAGCUCUUUGCUUUCAUCUGGAAGGAAUAUGGAAAAAGCAAUACCUUACUUGCUCUGAAGCUGAAGUAGGUAUUCUCAAACAUUUAUCAUGCAUACAUCUAUCUCUGUAUCUUUAUGAAUUGUUAGUGGAUUGUGGAAGUGCAGAACAGUGUUCCUGUCCAGGCAAACCUCUUAACGUUUCAAAAUUAUCUGCUUUGGAAUGAAAAUGAGAUCCUCUGAAGUUUUUUCCCAAAUUGAGUUACAGACUCAAUUUAUAUCUCUGCAGAGAUCUCCAAAUAAGCACUGUUUCAAAUGGUGGUUUGGUGGCUUGAUUGGUUGUUUUUUGAAAAUGGAACCAUGUAAGACUGAGUCAAAUGAGGCGUAGACACUCGAUAACUACUGGUUUUUCAUGCUUAACUCAUGUUUAUUUUGAUCAGUGUUCUCAUGUCUCAUAAGGCUUUUCUAUGAAAUCUUUGUCAAAGCUGAAGUUUCAGUGCUAUUUGGAUUUCAGUAAUUUGGUGUUUCUGUAAGAACAGUUUUGUCCUCUGUAGCUAAAUAUUUGUUUGAUUUUAAAGUUGUGUUAGUAACCCUCCAAAAUGUCCUCUCCCUCCUACCUCAAGAUAAAGAAACUUCAAAUAUUUUAGGGGGAAGCAAAAACAUGGUUAACUGUUAAAUGACAGACAAAAAAGUUCAUGUUGUGCUGUUUAUAGGCAAGGUUAUUUGGAGCUUGUUUUGAACACCUGUGAGAGAUGACUUGUAACUCCCCAAAAACAGGCCCUGAGAGAAACAGGUCUGCAAGAAAAAACAGCCUGGGAGAGGUAAGGGAUGGGGGGUAGCAGAGGACCUCUGAGCCGAGGAAUGUCUCAAGCAGUUGCAAGUAGUGAAACUAUAGUCAUGGGGUGGAUAGUGUAGAGUUUGGAUCUGAUAAGGCUGCCUGGACAGCACAGGGAUGCAGCUGGAGAAGGGAGCUCUGUGAAGGCAGGAUGAUUCUGCUCUGCUGCAUCUUGUAAAGUUUCAAGGGCCAUCUGUUCAGUGAAUGACCUUGGCUUCAUUAUCCAGAAAAUGCAUAUUAAAGUUGACACCCCUGAAUAUGCUAAUAAAGAUUAACAGGAUCGUGCUAAUUACAUGAUCCCAUGAAGCACCCUACCCCUCUCCAUACAUGGGAUACAUAGGUAUGUGGGUCAACCAAUGGUACGGACCCAAGGAAAGUGUGUGUAAAUUGAGGGCAGGGUGAGGAGUGAAAUGGAGGGAAGAAAAGAAGACAUGAAGAAGUGAGGAAGAUGGAUGCAUCCCUGACAAACUCAGAUGGGACCAACGCAGGAACCCAGGCUGGUGUUUGCUAUUUUUCUGUUCUCUCUCUCCAUCUCCCUCCUUUAUUUUUUUCCUUUUUUUUUUUUAUCCCUUUAUCCUCGCUACCAUUAAGUGACACAAGGCAUACU